Nasonia vitripennis (jewel wasp) is the source of this 351-nucleotide messenger RNA. RefSeq lists its product as uncharacterized. The record is from RefSeq and is a predicted model, not a curated record. The coding region runs from base 1 to 351 and encodes 116 amino acids. NCBI's taxonomy places the organism in Eukaryota, Metazoa, Arthropoda, Insecta, Hymenoptera, Pteromalidae. Gene Ontology annotation, molecular function: odorant binding. The transcript is spliced from 3 exons.
AUGAAGGCUGGGGAGAUACAGCUUCAUCUACAAGACAAAGAAGCGGCAGAAAAAUGCUCUAAAGACAUUGGUAUUACUCUUGAGACUGUAUACGCUACUAUGAAAAAUGAAUUGAAAGAUGCAGACGAAAAACUCAAAUGCUUUGCAGCUUGUGUUUUUAAAGAAAAAGAAAUGUUAAAGGAUGAUGGACCAAUCAACGUUGCAAAAGCAAUCGAAGAUUUACCCGAUGAAAUUAAAGAUGAUGUAAGAGAUGCUAUGAUCAAGACAAUCGAAAAAUGCUCCCAAAAAAGUAAGGCAGUUGUUAUGAAUAUUAAUGAUACAGUAAUGUUAGAGAAGAUUGAAAAUUUGUAA